Messenger RNA from Prosopis cineraria, 1409 nucleotides. RefSeq lists its product as uncharacterized. NCBI's taxonomy places the organism in Eukaryota, Viridiplantae, Streptophyta, Magnoliopsida, Fabales, Fabaceae. Bases 39 to 1253 code for a protein of 404 amino acids. The transcript is spliced from 10 exons. Gene Ontology annotation, molecular function: phosphoglycerate dehydrogenase activity; NAD binding. The record is from RefSeq and is a predicted model, not a curated record.
GAGAUUCCAAUAUAUGGGCUAGCGCGGAAUGCGACCUAAUGAUUGUCUCUAUUGUACAACAUUGUUCUAUUCUAACCCGGGCCCAGUGCCCAAAAGCGUUCCGGUUCGCCAGAUUCUGGGUUCUGAAUAUGAAUUUUCAAAGGUUGCUGUGUUCGCUAACAAGGGUUAACCAUUCUUUCGCGUCUAACAUUCAGACUCGCUCAUUCACUACUUCCGCCGCCAGAUUUGCUUCCCGGGUAGAUCUUAUGGAUGGAGAUGGGAGCAUGAUCAAGAAUUUUGACAAUCGUAUCACCCGUGUUUUGUUUUGUGGGCCCCAUUUUCCUGCCUCUCAUGAUUAUACAAGAGAGUAUUUGCAGAAUUAUUCAUCUAUCAAGGUUGAUGUUCUCCCCUUGGAAGAUGUGCCCAAGGCUAUUGGAGACUAUCACAUGUGCAUACCAAAAAUCAUGAGGCUAGAUUCAAACAUAAUUUCUCAUGCAGUUAACAUGCAGCUUAUUUUGCAGUAUGGUGUUGGUCUGGAAGGUGUUGAUAUUGAUGCUGCAACCAAGCAUGGAGUUAAAGUCGCUAGGAUUCCUAGUGAUGGUACUGGAAAUUCUAGUUCAAGUGCAGAAAUGGCCAUAUAUCUAAUGCUGGGUCUCCUUCGUCGGCAAAAUGAAAUGCGAACUUCCAUACAACAAAAGAAGCUUGGGGAUCCAAUUGGUGAAACGAUACUGGGAAAAACAGUUUUCAUAUUCGGCUUUGGAAACAUUGGAAUAGAUUUAGCAAAGCGAUUGCGGCCAUUUGGUGUAAAAAUUAUUGCUACAAAGCGGAGCUGGGUUUCAUAUGAUGAUGCUAGCGAACUUGUUGAUCUGAAGGGUAAUCAGGAAGAUAUAUUCGACUUUGCAAAGAAAGCUGACAUUGUCGUUUGCUGCUUAAGAUUAAACAGUGAAACGGCUGGUAUUAUAAACAAUAAAUUCAUAUCUUCAAUGAAGAAGGGAGCUCUUUUGGUGAAUAUUGCUAGAGGGGCUUUAAUAGAUUAUGGGUCUGUGGCCCACCACCUUGAGUCAGGUCACUUAGGUGGCUUGGGUACUGAUGUAGCUUGGACUGAGCCAUUUGACCCUGACGAUCCAAUAUUAAGACACAAGAACGUUAUUAUCACUCCUCAUGUUGCGGGCGUUACAGAAUAUUCAUAUAGAUCCAUGGCUAAGGUUGUUGGUGAUGUUGCUCUUCAACUUCACGGAGGAUUUCCUUUGACUGGAAUAGAAAUUGUGAAUUAAGCUGGUGCAUAAUAUAAAGUGCCAUCUCAUCCACUUAAAACACUGUCGUUCCAUUGCUGGUUGAGGUGAUGAAACUUUUCAUAAAUUGAAUGAUGUUGAAAAUAACUACAUCGGCGGUCUAAACCAAUUAUUAUUAUUUUUUUAGUUUUCCCUUUA